This is a messenger RNA of Anastrepha ludens (Mexican fruit fly), 2892 nucleotides long. RefSeq names its product sphingosine kinase 1 (gene Sk1). The coding region runs from base 649 to 2652 and encodes 667 amino acids. The record is from RefSeq and is a predicted model, not a curated record. Lineage: Eukaryota; Metazoa; Arthropoda; Insecta; Diptera; Tephritidae. Gene Ontology annotation, cellular component: membrane; intracellular membrane-bounded organelle; cytoplasm. The transcript is spliced from 3 exons. Gene Ontology annotation, biological process: sphingosine biosynthetic process.
GUUGGGAAAAGCACACUCCGCAGUACCGAAAAUAUUCCCGUAAGAGAUCAACCCAAGACGCGAGCGCAAGCUGGCUAAUGCAUAUACCGUACAACAGACGCACCAGGAAGUAAUGGAGUGAAAUGGAAUAGGAAAAAAAAGAAUAAAUGAAUAAAAAAAAAAACUCGAAAGAGUAAUGAGAGCAGCUAAUCAAGGUAACAACAAAAAACAACGGUGAAACACCGCUAGUGAACUCUUUGUGGCCAAACAGCUACAUGCAUAUUUGUAUGUACGAGCACAUCAGCAGUCCGCCAACAAAGCAAAUAGCAAUCAAACUCUUAUCGAACUUCAAUGCGCCGGAGUAGAUAAAUAACUCGCAUUUACCAUACGCUAAGACACACGCACACACGUACAUACUUACAUACAACUGUUUUAUGCGAUAAGAUUUUGAAAAAUAAUAUCAAAAAUGUCGUGUUAGUAUGAAAUGGAAAUCGGUGACUCGCGGUGCUCCAAUCAAGCGACAAAGGUGUGCAAAGUGCAAAAAGUGCUACCCAACGUUGAACAUUUGGCUUAAUUGAAUACCCUGCAAUUCGAGCAAAUUGUCCCACUUCGAACGAAGCACCAAACUAAAGGCAAAGCUAACUCAUUCCCACCAGACACCUGCCACAUAUGCAAAAACAAAAAGUAUCCUGCAACCUGUGCUCUUCCUUUAUUAUGGAUCCAUGUCAGAAUUUACCACUCGCUUCACCGGAGACUAGGCAUGUGUACGACGAUACCGCCGCCGGCGUUGUUGGACGCUCUAUAACACCAACGUCCAGCGUAGCGAAAAUUUCGCCCAGCGGCUUAAUCGAGUUGUCUGAACAUUUCUACAUCAACAAUAGCAAGCAGAAAGAUCCCAUUAAGGUCGAGGUGAUUUUAAAUUGUGACGGCAUUUUUUUGCGACGCGAAACUGGUGAACAAAAUGAAAUCAGCGAACAGCGCAUUUGCAUGGCGGAUAUAAUUGGCAGUAGCUGUGGGCCGCGUUUAAAGAAAUCGCAUCGCGCAAGCUUAGCCUCUUGUCGGCGCAUAAACGAAGAUUCGGAAGUUGAGAAUGCAACACAGAAGGAUACUAGCGCCUACUUGCACAUUUAUGCGUACAUAAAGAACGAGAAGGGCGCGAUGCGUCGCGAGCGCACCGUACGCAUUCUACGCUUUCGCUCAUUCGAAACGUACGAGGAAAACCUGAAGGUGGCUGAACGUUGGCAUCAUGCCAUACGCAUCAAUCAGGCAGCCGCCAAGAAUCGCUUGGGUGAGAAGCAAAUACUAAUUUUUCUAAAUCCUAAAUCCGGCAAGGGUAAGGGACGAGAGAUGUUCCACAAACAGGUGGCACCCGUACUGAAGGAGGCCGAUAUGCCGUACGAGUUGCAUGUCACCGCUCACAGCAACUAUGCACGCGAGUUCGUGCGUAAACACAACGAUUUGUUGCGUUGCUACAGCGCCAUAUUGGUGGCAUCGGGCGAUGGACUGUUCUACGAAGUGCUCAAUGGCAUAAUGGUGCGCGAGGAUUGGCGUGCGAUUACACGUGCAUUACCGCUCGGUAUUAUACCGUGCGGUUCGGGUAAUGGGCUGGCGCGUAGCAUUGCCUAUCUCUAUAAUGAACCGUAUGAACCGAAACCGAUUUUGUAUGCAACGCUGACGUGUGUACGUGGCCAAAUUGCGCCGAUGGAUAUUGUACGCAUCGAUACGGGCAAAGAGGGUAAAUCUAGUGAGCUGUAUUCAUUCCUAUCCGUCGGUUGGGGUUUCAUAGCCGACAUUGAUAUCGAGAGUGAACCGUUGCGUUCGAUUGGCGCCACGCGCUUCACCUUCUGGUCCAUACGCCGGCUGAUCGGUCUGCGCACCUAUACGGGCAAGCUAUCGUAUCUGCGUUGUGAUAAAAAAGGUAGGCGUAGAACUGUAGGAAAUCUAGUUGCUACGGCAUCCCAUGAGGAACGUCCCCUACCACCGGAGGUACAAGAAUUCCAUGACAUACCAAACCCACCGGAAGGCGCAAAAGAAGACGAUUUUCAACCAGUUGCCAAUACUGAUGAGGCAGAUGAGGAGUUUGGUGAAGCCAUUUCACUGGAUCAUGUGAGCACCCAUUCCUACGCCGACAGUUGGCAUUCAGCUACCUCGCAGCGCACUGCAUACUUUUCUCUGCCCGACCAAAGUUUACGUUCACGUCGCAGUGUACUAAGCCGCCUUGAAACGAUCAAUUUGGAAUAUGAAAGUCGCCGACCACCGUCCACAAUACCAGCACUCGAUCAACCAGUGCCCACCGACACUUGGCAUACCGAAGAAGGUGAAUAUGUUAUGGUUCAUGCCGCCUACACGACCCACAUCUCCUCCGACUGCUUCUUCGCUCCAAGCUCACGUCUCAAUGAUGGCAUCAUCUACUUGGUCAUAAUACGUGCUGGCGUAGGUCGUUCACAGCUAGCGCAUUUUCUAAUGGGCUUGAGUUCGGGCACGCACCUGCCAGAGCAACCUAAUCGGUAUAUUGAAAUUGUGCCGGUACGUGCGUUUCGCAUUGAACCAAACUCUGACAAAGAAGGUAUUAUAACAGUGGAUGGCGAACGCGUGGACUAUGGACCGAUACAAGGCGAGAUAAUGUCGGGUAUCAUCAAUGUCAUGGUGCCCAACGCAAAUCCCAUUGAUUAGUGCACUAAUAUUGGCCAUGCAUAGUUGCUAUUGUACUAUUGUAGAUAUAUUUGUAUAUUUAUUGCUGCUUUACAUGCCAGCCGUCUGUAUGUGACAGACGCACCGCCUCUUUAGUUCUAUAAAAUAUUAAGUAUUCUAUUGUAAUUGUUUUGCUUUUAUGUAUAUAUAUAAAGGAAGUAUGUGCAUGUAUGUAUGUGUGUAAAUAUUUAAUAAAGGCAUACAUCCCCAUUUGCAUUCAAA